CCAAUGUGGUAAUAUUAUUAUAGGAUUUGGUCGAUGGUGGCCUCCCUCGUUCUUGAAUGAAAUGAGCCCCCGUCUACUCAUUCAUAUCUGCUAAGCUAACCAUCACCUGCUGCUCAAUUGCAACUCAUACAGAUUUCUUGAUUCCAAUCAGAUCUGUUUCUGAAUUAUUAUUAGUUUUCAUGAAUUAACGCCAUGAAGAAGAAGCUCGAUACGCGUUUCCCUGCUGCACGGAUCAAAAAGAUAAUGCAAGCUGACGAAGAUGUUGGAAAAAUCGCCAUGGCAGUUCCAGUUUUAGUUUCCAAAGCUUUGGAGUUGUUUUUGCAAGACCUUUGUGAUCGUACUUACGAUAUAACUCUACGCAGAGGCGCAAAGACUGUUAACUCACUGCAUCUAAAACACUGUGUGCAAAGCUACAAUGUAUUUGAUUUUCUGAAGGAAGUUGUGAACAAGGUUCCUGACUAUGGCCAUUCUGAUGCCGGUGUUGAUGACCGUACCAUGAUAAAGAGGAAGAAAGCUGCUGCAGAUGAAAUGAAUGAGAGUGAUGAAGAAUUGAAGAGAAACAGGAUGAACGAAGCAAGGCAAACAAGCAGCAACGGCAGAGGCAGAGGGCGCGGUAGAGGAAGAGGCAGGGGCCGUGGCAGACCGCCAGCAGAAAGAGAGCCACCCCAAACAGAGACCGAACCAGAAACGUGCACAUCGGUUCAGCCGGACAGCAAGCAGGUCCUAAACCCACAAGGGGAGACGGACCACCACCAUUCUGAGUUGACCAAGUCAGCAAAAGGUGAAGCGACUAGCGGUGAUGGUGGUCUGAACAUUGAUCUGAAUGCCGGGAUUGAUGACACCACGGAGAAAACACCGGAUAUCUUGGAUGGAGGAGCCGCAGCUGCAGCCGCCCUACAACCACCAACUCCACCACCACAGGCGGUUCCUGGUAGUGGCGGUUCCUCAUCAGCAAAUCCUGGUGAACUUAAGAAUGAAGAUUAUCUUGGGUUGUCAUUAACAGAAAUGGACAGGAUGGCAAUUGACACUCGCAAUCUGGCGGAAAUUAACUCCAGGUUGGAUGAGGAAGAUGAAGAUUAUGAUGAAGAAUAAUGAUGAACUGCUAGAUUUCUUUGAUGCAAAUAAAAGAUGAACUUAAAGAUGCUCAGUUUGUUUCCGUUUGUUUCUUUUUAAUGUUUUGUACUGUAGCUAUUCACAGUAUAAUUUGAUCGCAUGUCUGUUUAUCUUCUUUGCAAUCGGCAUGAGGAUUUCUAUGAUCAUGUAGUAGGGAUGCUCAAAAAACAUUUGAAAGCGACCCACCUGCCCAAACUGAGGCAAGUCGAUUCGAAUUCGCUUGAAAUUCUAAUAAAGCAAUUUAAGAUUUGGUUCGGUUUA
Helianthus annuus (common sunflower) is the source of this 1374-nucleotide messenger RNA. RefSeq names its product transcription regulator complex subunit bur6. Gene Ontology annotation, biological process: regulation of DNA-templated transcription. Bases 193 to 1092 code for a protein of 299 amino acids. The record is from RefSeq and is a predicted model, not a curated record. The transcript has 6 exons. Gene Ontology annotation, cellular component: nucleus. Lineage: Eukaryota; Viridiplantae; Streptophyta; Magnoliopsida; Asterales; Asteraceae. Gene Ontology annotation, molecular function: protein heterodimerization activity.